Molecule: messenger RNA, 4458 nt
Organism: Acanthocheilonema viteae
Lineage: Eukaryota; Metazoa; Nematoda; Chromadorea; Rhabditida; Onchocercidae
Source: the annotation of a GenBank genome assembly
AUGCAAGAUUGUGCUUCAAUUUCUGAAUUUAUUUUACAACCUAAUGAUUCAAAUGAUGACUUCAGCUCCGAUGAAAAGCAAAGGACAAACUCAGUAAAAUCGUUUAGUUGCAUAGCACCACGCAAUUCUAUAACUGGACAGCAAUUUUAUUCCUUAGCUAAUGUUUCAAACAAUUAUCGUGCCAUGGAAAACGCAAAUGCCAAACAAAAACAAUCCACCAAGCUAUUCGAUCGACCUGAACUUUUCGUACAGGCAUUGACUGAAAAAUUAAAAGGACCAUGGAUUGAACAAGUCUUUCUAAAGCGAGAAUGCAUCAAAUACAUUCCAACUUUUGGGACAAAUAAAUGUGGUUGCGGACUGUCUUUAAAUGCACACAGUUUGGCAGUAAUAUCACAAUUUAGAGUGACAAUGAUGAACGAUGAAGCGACAACUCAGGCAGUACGUUGGAGUGUUGCGGAACAUACAAAAACCGCUUAUACGGAUGCCUUCGGAACUCUCGAAUUUUCGGGUGGCGCUCAUGCGCAUAAAGCGCAAUAUGUUCGAUUGGGAUAUGAUUCAGAUCCAUCUGACAUAAUGUAUUUGAUGGAGAAAAUUUGGGGAUUAGAGCCACCACGUCUUGUCAUCACAGUUCAUGGUGGCAUAACUAAUUUCGAAGUGCAAGAGAAACUUGGUCAAGUGUUUCGAAAAGGUAUGCUAAAAGCAGCACAAACAACCGGGGCUUGGAUCAUCACUGCCGGAAUAGACGCCGGAGUGGUACGUCAUGUUGCUAGAGCUCUCGAUGAAGCUGGUAUUUCAGCGCGAAUGCGAUCAAAAGUGGUAACAAUAGGAAUUGCGCCGUGGGGUUUAUUAAAACGACAUGAAAAAUUGAUUGGAAAAGAUAUCGUUGUCUCUUACGAUCCACAUUCUUUUUCUUCAAAAAGUAAAUAUGCGACAUUAAACGAUCGACAUUCAUAUUUUCUACUUGUCGAUAACGGCACAAAUGGAAGAUAUGGCGCUGAUAUUAUUUUGCGGAAACGUUUUGAAGAAUUCAUCGCUCGAAAACAAACGAUCGGUUUGGGAACACGACAUGUACCUGUCAUUUGCGUAGUUCUUGAAGGUGGUACUUGUACCAUCCGAGCAAUACUUCAAUAUUUAACAAAUCAACCACCAGUUCCUGUGAUCGUUUGUGAUGGUAGUGGAAGAGCUUCGGAUCUGAUUGCAUUUGCACAUCGACAUAUUCAGGAAAAUGGUGAUUUACCGCGAGAAAUUCAUGCACAGCUUCUCAUCCUUAUUGCUUCGGUAUUUCGUCACAGUACAACGCCAGCAGAACAAAUUCUUGAAGAAAUAUUAUGCUGCGCUAAACAUCGUGAUUUAUUGACAGUUUUUCGUUUGAGUGAAAAUAAAAAGCAAGAUGUUGACCAUGCAAUUCUGAGUGCCAUAUUGAGAGGACAGAAUCUAUCAGCAGCUGAUCAGCUUACAUUGACACUUGUAUGGAAUCGGGUGGACAUAGCACGUUCAGAUAUUUUCGUGACAAAUCAAAAUUUGAAUCCACAUUUAUUAUAUAAUGCAAUGAUGGAAGCAUUGGCAUUGGAUCGCGUCGAUUUCGUUAAACUUUUGCUGGAAAAUGGAGUUUCGAUGAAGAAAUUUUUGACAAUCAGUCGACUGGAACAACUUUACAAUAUGGAACAGAAUUCAAUUCUGCCUCUAAUUAACAACAGCAUGUCGAUAACUGAUGGUCAAAUUACAUUACCAAAAAUUGGAGUUAUCAUCGAACGACUGAUGGGAAAUGCUUACAAAUGUUCCUACACAUCAAGAAAAUUCAAAAAUAAGUAUGAAAAAUGCAAAAAGAAAGCGUUGGAAGCUAAGAGUAAUACAAGAAAACGAUUGCACAAAGAAAGUAAAGAAGGUGACGAAUUUCAAUUUCCGUUCAAUGAUUUAAUGUUAUGGGCAGUGCUGUCACGUCGACAGGAAAUGGCACGUUGCAUGUGGAUGUAUGGUGAGGAGGCAAUGGCUAAAGCAUUAGCUGCGAUAAGGCUUUAUAAAAGUAUGAGUAAAGAGGCAGCAGAUGAAUACAUAGAAGUUGAAGUAUCCAAUGAACUUCGGCAGUUUGCAGAAGAAUUUAAAAGAGAAAGCUUAAGUUUGCUCAAUCAUUGUUAUCUGCAAAAUGAUGCGGGAACUCUUAGAUUGCUAACAGCUGAAUUACCUAAUUGGGGACAUCACACUUGUCUCUCAUUAGCUGUUAUUGCCAAUAAUCGAAGAUUCUUGGCUCAUCCAUGCUGUCAAAUUUUGCUGGCAGAUUUAUGGCACGGUGGUCUCGGCAUCAAAAGCUAUUCAAACUUGAAAGUAAUUUUAGCACUUGCCUUUCCUCCCAGCAUUUUGCUGCUGGAUGUGAAAGCACGAAUUUCUAAUCAUCACGUGGAUUCCUUCACGCGGCAUUCAUUUGUGAUCGAAGGGAUUGAAUUCAAUAAUGAGAAAGAAGAUGACGUUCAUAGUCAAAAUAGUGCUUCAUCAUCUUUUUAUGCAUCAGAACACUUAAAAGUAAGACGAAAAAGUAAAUACAAGACAACCGCGUUUUCCCAACGAAUGUCAAAUUUUUUUGAAACAGCCAAUUUAAUUGGGGAAACUUUACAAGUUAAAUCAGGACUUGGUGAGUCGCGAAAAUCAAUUGGCACAAGUUUGCAAAAAGUUGAAGAGGUGACUCGAAGAACGUCGUGGACGACUAAAUUUAGUGUCUUUUAUUCAGCACCAAUUACAACUUUCUGGAUAUGGCUUGCAAGUUAUUUCGUAUUUCUGAGCGCUUACACGUACGUAAUAUUGGUUGAAUUUCAAGUGAAGCCAACUAAAGUGGAAUGGUUUCUUUUUGCAUAUGUUGUCGCCUUUGUCAUGGAACAUUUUCGAAAAUUGUUGGUACAGGAAGCAAGUACUAUUUGUGAGAAAAUACGUGUUUACUUCAAUCGUUGCUGGAACUAUUUGACUUUCUUAGCCAUUAUGACAUUCUUCAUUGGUUUCGCAUUUCGAUGUAAUCAAUUGACGCGUCAUUCAUACGGGCGAAUCGUGCUGUCAUGCAAUAUUGUGUUCUGGUACAUCAAACUUCUCGAUUUUAUGGGUGUUCAUCCAAGAUUAGGACCGUACAUACAGAUGACAGGGAAGAUGAUUGUAAACAUGAUGUAUAUUCUGGCUUUAUUGUUAGUGACAUUAAUGUCUUUCGGAAUUUUACGACAGGCAAUCACUUAUCCUCAUGAAAAAUGGCAAUGGUUAUUGAUAAGAAAUAUUUUUUAUAAACCGUAUUUCAUGCUGUAUGGUGAGGUAUAUGCAGGAGAAAUUGAUACCUGUGGAGAUGAAGGUAUUAAUUGCGUUCCUGGCGGUUGGAUACCACCAAUUCUGAUGACCAUCUUCCUUUUAGUAGCAAAUAUUCUUUUGAUCAACAUGCUAAUCGCUAUUUUCAACAAUAUCUUCAAUGAAACAAACGCCAUUGCGCAGCAAGUCUGGCUUUUCCAGCGUUAUGAGCAAGUUAUGGAAUAUGAAAAUACACCGUUUUUUCCUCCACCUUUUACACCAAUAUCGCACCUUUUGAUUCUUUUAAAAUAUUUUCGAAAGUUACAUAAAAAGAGUGGACGAAGAAGACAGGAGAGUAAUAAACGAGGAGGAUUUUUCGAUUUUUCAGUGAAGCUAAGUUUAAACGAUGACGAGUUACGUUUGUUGCAUGAUUUUGAAGAGGAUUGCAUGGAUGAUUUCUCGAGAAAAAAGAGUCUAUCACAACCGCUGCAAGUCGAUUACUUGAAAACAGCUGUGGAAAGAACUGAUAGCUUGCAAGUUCAACUAAAUGAUAUAGUAAGUGAAGACUGUAAUAUGAAAUUGUUUCUGCGAGAAAUAGAAUCGAAACUUUGUGUUAUCGCGAACAAUCAGCAAGCCAUAUUCAAGCUAUUACAAAGCUCAACUGAUAAGGAAGGAAAUUCUAGGAAUUUAUUAAACAGCAUAGAAGCAGUUAGAAUAAAUGAUCUAGGCGAAUCUUUAAUGAGAACGAGAGGGUCAGUUGGAAUGUGUGCAAACAAUAACAACAAUGAUGAUGAAGAAAUCAGAAAACUGCAUUAUAUGGAUGAGCUUCCAAAAACGCGUGACAUCUAUCAAAUCACAAAGAGAAGGUCAUUUAUUCUUCGAGACGAAGUUUAUACAUCGAUAACAGAUACAAUUAAGAUGCCUAAGGUACAGUACUCUCCAGAUGGUUCAGUUCCGCCAACUGCUUCAUCCAGCAUACAUGCAACACUACUUGAUAAUACGACACUCAGAAAUUCCAAAAAAGUUUCUAGCUGCACAGUCGGAAAAGGGAUAAGUGAAAGAAGCAUAAAGCAAUCGGAGUGGUCUAUUGCGAAUCUUGAGGAUAUGUGUCGAACACGCAGUCGAGAAUUGUCAGAAUCGACAAGCAGCGACACGGAUGAUAUUGCCGCACAAACACCGCCAUGUCUCGAGCUUGUUGACUGA